UCACUUGGGUCGUGUACGUGAGCGAAAAAAAAAAAAACGUGUGUGUGUUUUUGAGCGCAUUUCCCAAGUGUGGAUCUGCGUUCCACAUGCGAGGUGAAAAGCACAACAAUUAAGCGUGCGUACGUGCGAGGCACCUCGUGGAUUAAAGAUGGGCCCAUGCAGCUUGUUAUUGAGAGUCAGUCAGUGUGAUUUAUUCCCCAAUUCGGAGUAUUCAAGGGAAGCCGGGAGUUGAGUUGAGGGCCGGGUGGGUCCGGGUGGCUGUUACGCGCAAGGUUUGGGUGUGCCGGUACGCGCGCGUCACGGAAGGCCGCCAUCCGGUGGCCCCCACUGUGGGAACGCUAUAAAGUCCCAACGAGGGCAACGCGUCGCGCAGGAGUGCCUCAAGUCACUUAUCUCCCCUUCUGCGUCAUCUUCAUCCGCAUCCAAAGGGAUUUAAACGUCUUUCGUUACCGGUCGUUGGACGAACACAAUGAACUUUCUGCUCGCGUUUCUGUUUUGUGGAUUGUACGCGCUCUUUGCCAAAGGUGCAGACGUGGAGGGCAACGGUAAAUACGGUGUGCCUGUGCUGGAGGGGACGAAAGGACAGCUCGUCCUGGAGCUCAACCAGACCCUGGAGCUCAGCUGCAGAGGUCGCUGGGAGCUGUCGUGGUCUUUCCCGCCCAACCUGCCUCACGACCGGAUCCGCGUGGAGGAAUCCCGCUGUGGCAAGUCGCAACGGCUGCACUGUAGUCGCGUGACACUGCUGGGUGGUGCCCGGCCACACCACACGGGCUCCUUCCUGUGCCGCUACCGACACAGAGCGGAACGGCAGGCGUCGGUUUACGUGUAUGUGGCAGACAGUCAGCAGCCAUUUGUGGACCAUCCAGAGAUGAGCCCCGAUGUUUUGUACAUGAAGGAGAAGCAGCCGCUGGUCAUCCCCUGCAGGGUCACUCACCCAAAUGUCACCAGCACCUUGGUCAAAUUCCCCAACCACAGCUUGAGUCCCGACCAGAGGAACAUCGUGUGGAGCACCAGGCGGGGCUUCACCAUCCGGACUCCCACCUUCUUCUACAUCGGCCUCUUCUUCUGCCAGACCCUCGUCGACGGCGUGGCGCACAAGUCGCGCAUCUACAUCGUCCACCGGCCAGGUCCGCUGACUCCACCAUAAAGCACCAAGACGCCUUUUGCGUUUCUUCCGACAAGUCACCUUUCUCCUUCUUCCUGUGUGUCGUCUUAGUAAGUAACAUCUUGGACGUGUAUCUGAACAGCAGCGGUCCCGUGCAGGCCUUAAAGGGGGAGAGGCUGGUGCUCAACUGCACCGCCACCGGAGAACUGAACACCAGGGUCAACAUCUCAUGGGACUACCCUGGAAAGACGAGCAACAGCGGCUCCACGUCCAAGCGUCUGCUCAAGCACAGAACGCACAUGUUGUUCUACAACAUCCUGACCAUCCCCAAGCUGCGGCGCUCCGACCGCGGCCUGUACACGUGUCGCGUCAGCAGCGGCAA
Messenger RNA from Hippocampus comes (tiger tail seahorse), 1487 nucleotides. Its product is annotated as vascular endothelial growth factor receptor 1-like. The transcript is spliced from 6 exons. The coding region runs from base 470 to 1147 and encodes 225 amino acids. The record is from RefSeq and is a predicted model, not a curated record. Lineage: Eukaryota; Metazoa; Chordata; Actinopteri; Syngnathiformes; Syngnathidae.